AUGGCGAACUUUUCAUUCGGCUUCGACGAGCGUGAUUAUAAAACACUCUUACAACAAUUAUUCGCCGAAUUUAUUGGGACAUUUUUAUAUCUCUCUAUCGCGUUACUAGCUGGGACAUUCGAUACAAGUUUAGUGACGGUAGCACUUGCAAAUGGGCUCUUGGUGGCAUCGGUUGUGCAAAUCAUCGGAAGUAUAUCUGGUGGGCACAUAAAUCCGGCUGUAACUCUCGGCGUCUUGGUUUAUGGCGAUAUAAAACCUGUGAAGGCUGUUCUGUACAUUGUCGUACAGAUAUUAGGCGCCAUCUUGGGAUCCGCUGUUGCGUAUGCGCUUACGGAGUCAGAAUUUAGGGGUAAUCUUGGAGCUAUAGUCCCUGGAGUGGUGAGAGUAGACCAAGCUUUUGGACUGGAAGUUCUUAUGACGCUCGUACUGGUGGCUGUAGUUAUUAGUGUGAACCGGAAGAAUAGAAGGUCUGGCUCUUCUGCACUAACCGUCGGCUUAAGUAUUACAGCCUGCCAAUGUUCCGCUAUGUUUUACACUGGAUCUUUGAGCCCAGUUAGAUCUUUAGGACCAGCCGUUUUAAUGAAUAUUUGGACCCACCACUGGGUAUAUUGGGUAGGCCCAAUGCUUGGUGGCGUUCUUGCUGGAGUAACCUGUCGCUAUUUGUUUAAAAUUAAUGUUCAAAAUGACGAAGCUUGA
Leptosia nina is the source of this 696-nucleotide messenger RNA. The record is from the annotation of a GenBank genome assembly. Lineage: Eukaryota; Metazoa; Arthropoda; Insecta; Lepidoptera; Pieridae.